CCUGGCCACCAUGCAGCCUGCUUCUGCAAAGUGGUAUGAUCGAAGGGACUAUGUAUUCAUUGAAUUUUGUGUUGAAGACAGUAAAGAUGUUAAUGUAAAUUUUGAGAAAUCCAAACUUACUUUCAGUUGUCUUGGAGGAAGCAAUAAUUUUAAGCAUUUAAAUGAAAUUUAUCUUUUUCAUUGUAUUGAUGCAAAUGAUUCCAAGCAUAAAAGAACGGACAGAUCAAUUUUAUGUUGUUUGCGAAAAGGAGAAUCCGGCCAGUCAUGGCCUAGGUUAACAAAGGAGAGGGCAAAUCUCAAUUGGCUGAGUGUGGACUUCAACAAUUGGGAAGACUGGGAAGAUGAUUCGGAUGAGGACAUAUCCAAUUUUGACCGCUUCUCCGAGAUGAUGGAUCACAUGGGUGGUGAUGAGGAUGUAGAUUUACCCGAAGUAGAUGGAGCAGAUGAUGAUUCACAAGACAGCGAUGAUGAAAAAAUGCCAGAUCUGGAGUAAGGGAUGCUGUCAUCGCUGGGAUCUUGAGACAGAGAAAUAACUUCUGCAAGAUUUCAUAAUUGAGAAAAUUCCUGAGUUGAUAGCUCUAAAGGCAGAUGCUGUGUUUGCCUCCUUUAACCCAUUUUUCAACCUUUUUUUUUUUUAAGGCUUCACUAAGGGUUGAUAAUGUACCAUUGUAUGGGGCAAUUUAAGUCAGCUAAGGCAGUAUCCUUAUGCAUGAACAUUUCCCAGGAUUCCAUGAAGCAAUUGAAAUCCUAGGCAACUGAUAGAGCAGCUCUGAUGAGUAAACACAUUUCACCUAAGUCUUUCUUCAUAACCGUUACUUACAUGUUAGGAAGCUCAGCUUAGGGAGAGAGAACUAGUUUUAGAUCCUAGACCAUGGACUUGAAGGGGACUGGAACAAAUUGGCUGAUAUCUUAAACUGAUAUCCUGCCAUUCUUCCAGUGUACCUUUCAAAAUUAUUCCACUAAAGUUUAUUUUCAAAAAAAAAAGUACUUUAUUUACAUCAUUGUAUGUGGUCACUUGCCAGUGUUGAGGUGUAUUUUAGUUAAAACUAGUGAGUGCCCUAAGUUAGAUGGUUUUUGAAGCCUAUACAUUUGGUAUUGUUUGGCCCUUGAGCUCUUACAUCUCUUAGCAUGGAGCACAAAAAAAGCUAUACAUUGUUGCUUGAGAGUCUGUACAUUUUAGACCAGAUUUGUAUUUGCACUGUCAGUAUGGCAAAUGAGUGGAAAAUGUUAAUACACUAUUGG
This is a messenger RNA of Phodopus roborovskii (desert hamster), 1242 nucleotides long. RefSeq names its product prostaglandin E synthase 3-like. The record is from RefSeq and is a predicted model, not a curated record. Gene Ontology annotation, molecular function: prostaglandin-E synthase activity; Hsp90 protein binding; protein-folding chaperone binding. Gene Ontology annotation, biological process: telomere maintenance via telomerase; protein folding; telomerase holoenzyme complex assembly. Gene Ontology annotation, cellular component: nucleus; cytosol. NCBI's taxonomy places the organism in Eukaryota, Metazoa, Chordata, Mammalia, Rodentia, Cricetidae.